Messenger RNA from Orbilia oligospora ATCC 24927, 513 nucleotides. RefSeq lists its product as uncharacterized. The transcript has 2 exons. The record is from RefSeq and is a predicted model, not a curated record. Bases 1 to 513 code for a protein of 170 amino acids. NCBI's taxonomy places the organism in Eukaryota, Fungi, Ascomycota, Orbiliomycetes, Orbiliales, Orbiliaceae.
AUGACGUACCGUUGGCAAAAAUCUGAAACGGAAGGAGGCUCAGAAACGGACAGCGAACUAGAUCUCGAAGAUAAGGGUUGCGAAGAUAUACAAACAUCGACGAAACUGUCGGAAACAGAAAUAACUAAAUUGCUGAUGGAAAAAAACUAUUUGAAAACGGAGAGGAACAUUCUGAUAAUAGAAAACGAUGGUCGGAGAUUACGAAAGAACCAUCUGAUACUAGAAAGAAUUAAUUUGACAACAGAAAGAGAGGGUUUAACAAUGGAAACAAGCGGUUUGAGGGCGGAAAUAGACUUCUUGACAGCAGAAAAGGACCGUUUCUGGCAUAGCCAAAAAAAAUCCUUCCAGAGCUUAACCCCAGAGGCGCGAAAACAAAAAAAGGAAGCCGACUUGGCCAAAUCCGUCAGAGGCGAACCCGUACAGUCUACUGGCACCACACAGUCUGCUAUUGAAAAUAACGCCAAAGUGGCCGCUGAUCAUACACCGGUCAAAAUCGAUGGCAGUAGUCGCUGA